This is a messenger RNA of Lineus longissimus, 3610 nucleotides long. RefSeq names its product inositol monophosphatase 3-like. The record is from RefSeq and is a predicted model, not a curated record. Gene Ontology annotation, molecular function: 3'-nucleotidase activity. NCBI's taxonomy places the organism in Eukaryota, Metazoa, Nemertea, Pilidiophora, Heteronemertea, Lineidae. The transcript has 5 exons. Gene Ontology annotation, cellular component: endomembrane system. Bases 9 to 1073 code for a protein of 354 amino acids. Gene Ontology annotation, biological process: phosphatidylinositol phosphate biosynthetic process.
UUGAAAAGAUGGCUGCAGUGAACAUCAAGCUCAACCCCUUGGGAGUUUUUCUCAUACUUUUAGGGAUCAGCUGUGUCGUAUUUUAUGCCAUGGGUGGCAUGAAGUGGUUCCAGUCAGAACAGAAAGUCAGCAUGAAACAGUUGCUGGCGGUUGGCAUCGACCUCGCAAAGAGAGGAGGCCUGAGAGUAAAGGAAAUUCGGGAGAGUAAUCGUUUGAAUGAAAAAACAAAAGGCUUGACUGAAGAGGGGGCUAAGGAGUUGAAGACAGAGGGUGACAUGCAGUCCCAUAGGGCUAUUGUUUAUGGAUUUGCGAAAGCAUUUCCAGGUCUGAAGGUGAUCUCUGAAGAACAUGAAAGAAAGCCUGUUGAUUUCAAAAGUAUCCCUGAUCCAACCAAGCAAUUAGAUGAAGUUGAUGCAGUUGUUGGAAGUGACCAGAUGGUACCAAUGAAAGAUAUCACUGUCUGGAUUGAUCCACUUGAUGCAACACAGGAGUAUACUGAGGACCUGACACAUUUUGUUACUACCAUGGUGUGUGUAGCUGUUAAAGGUGUUCCAAUGAUUGGGGUCAUCCAUCAGCCUUUCUUGAAAGAAACAGCAUGGGCUUGGGUUGGCUACGGAUUUGCAAAGUCAUUGAAGGUUGCUAAGAAAGAGGACCGAAAAGACUCGGAUCCCUACAAGAUAAUUGUGUCUCGCUCACAUGCUGGGGAAGUGAAGGCUGCAGCCACAGAAUCUUUUGGAGCAAGCACCAUUGUCAUUCCUGCUGGUGGAGCAGGCUAUAAGACCUUGGCUGUAAUCAAGGGGGAAGCAGAUGCCUACAUUCACACAACAUUGAUCAAGAAAUGGGACAUCUGUGCGGGGAACGCUCUUCUCCAUGCUGUGGGUGGCCACAUGACAACACUUGAUGGGACGUACAUUGACUACAGCAGUAACCUUAGUGAGAAGAAUGAUAAGGGUCUAUUAGCAAGUCUCUACGGUUACAGCACCUACCGAACGAAAUUAGCUAGCAUUGCUGAAAAAAUGAAAAAAAAGGAAAAACCGAAGGAAGCAACAAAGGAAGCAGUCAAGGUUUUGUGAUGCUUUAAACUAUUUUUUUCAAACAUUCCAAGUAUUUCCUUCUUUUACCUUUAUUUGGCCAUCUCCGGUUUUCUACUUUUCCCUCACAGAAAUAAAUUUCCUUUUUUGAUAGGGAUUUUAUUAAAUCAAGAUUUUUUAAUCGCCCAAUUCAGGCAUCCUUGGAAACUUUUGGGGCUUGAUGGGAUAUGUAUAGUGGGAACUCGUCCUUCUUAGCUUGCUGAUUGGGAGACUAGUAUUAGGAUGAGAUUGUUUCUCUUCUAAAAGUUCUACACUAUUUUCUGUAAACGAUCAUUUCUCUAUGAGGAAAACUAUAUCAGGCAUGUCUGUGAGAUUUUUUGCUCAUCAUGGGCUGAUGAAGUAAUAUCUCGGUGACCAUCCUAAAAGUCAUGCUGACUUGCAGGUUAUCACAGUGAUUUUAACUUACAAUGAGUUUCAAUUCAUGACCAUAUCUGUGCAGCACACCCAACUCAUAAUUUCCUUCAGCAGUGAAAGAAACACCCAUGGCCAUGUAAGGCAUAUUAUAUGUAGAAGAAUCUCAUUUUUCCACAUGAAAAAGCAAUACAAUUGUCACUAUUUAUGAUCAUCGCUGUUUCCUCUACCACGAUCUUCCUUUUUCUUAUAUAUCCAUUACAUGGCCUGCAGUAGAGCACCAGUUGGUCAUGUCUUUUCAAGAACCUGCGCAUAGGCUUGCUUCUCACUUGUGUGUAUUUAUAGAGUGAGUUCAGAGCAACAGUUAUCUGAAUCUCAAGAUCUGUACCAACCCUAUAGGUGUUAGAUAUGAAACUGAGGAAUAGAUUUUCUUAUAAGUAAGAAUUUCUUCACAACCUUAAAAAUCAUGAUUAACUGGAUAGUGACAAUUUCUAAUACUCCACAUUUUUGACACAAAUCACAUUCGAUUGAAUCGUAUACUGGUACAUAUGUAAAUAUUAGCAAAAUUAUGUACAUGUAGAUUACCACUGAUUGUAAAUGAGAUGAGCAUGAUCAUUUUCAAUGAGAUUAAUGUUCAAAUGUACUGUAAAAUCGGUCAGGGGCUGGCAUCACUUUCCAGAUGGCUGCACCACUUCUAUUUUACCUUACAGGAUAGUAUUAGUAAAUUGCAAGCCAUUUAAAGGUCUCAAAGACAAAGGGUAGCAUGGACCUUCAGACUAAAUUUACUGUAAAUAUGAUCAAAAUGACGUUGCUGAAUUCAUCUGAUUCAUUACUGUAUUAUCUCAUCGUUGAAAUUCUAGUGAGUUGCUUCUGAAUUUUUUCUAGUCAGUUGAAUAUUCAUGAUGUUAGUUAGAAAAAAUCACUGAGGACAUUCCAAAAUUAUCUCCGUUUGACACAGAAUUGUGGUAUUGAAAUAAUUAUAAAUUACUUCCAUACCAAUAUAGAAUAUAUUUUCUUUUCUGACUAACUUAUUAUGUAGACUUUGCAUAUUCUUUUAAAACCUGCUCAAGGUUCAGGUACAUGUAUUGUGCCUAGCCAAAUAUUCAGCAACAAUGCAUUGAAAAAAUAUGUAUAUAUUUUUUCAUCACUGUGUUGUAAGGAUUUGAGGAUUAGUCCUUGAUCUCUGGAAAUUUAAACUACAGUGUAACCUCCCUUGGUGGACAUUUCUACUAACAGGGCGCCCUCCCAGUAUUAGUUUGAAGAAUGUCUCAUGGAGAAAUUCCACUGUGGUCUGUAGUUAUCUAGCGACAAAUAUUGUUGUUACAAAUUUGCAAGGUUUAAAAAAUUCUUGAACUACUCGUAAAUAAUGGUGUGUGAUGAACAGAAAUGACGCUUAUCAGUUUUUGAUUGAAAAUACCAUAACUUGUUGUUGUCUUGGCCUAUUGGAACCCUAAGACCUCAUUGCUUUCCUGGCUGAGACAACCACUCCUGUGAUAUUUCCACUAAAAAACAGACUGGUGUGGUUUUGUAUUGUAUCUGUAGUUACAGCACUCUUGUACAUGUACAUAGCUUGUAAUUUAUAUUAUGAAAUCGUCGUCACAGUGUAUUAUAAGUAUGUAAAAUUUUUUGUAACUGCUUGCGAAACAAUUGUCUACUUAUGGUCAAGUUGCAAAAGAAAUGAUGUUUGCCAUUUUUACAUAUUGUUCAAAAUCAGGAAUUUGAACUCAAAUUUGAGAAUUUCAACAAUGCUGUCAUUUGGUUAUGCAUCCCUAGUCCUGUCACAUGUUUACACAAAAUAACAGAGAUGUUAAUUUUGGAUUACCUGUGGAUGAACCACACCUUUCAAGUGGGAGUGACCACUCUCCUAGCAUGAAAUUUGUGAUUGGGUCUACAAUAUCACAAAAUAUAAUUUGAUAUGGUGAGAAAACAACUUUAUUUCAAAUAUAUGUCAUUGGAGUACAUGUAAUGUAGCUCUUGAACUGGUUUUCUAGUUGUUCACAGAGAAGUUGUGAUUUCUUGAGAAGGCUACUGUCUUAUAUUGGACCUCAGGCUCAUUUUAUUAGCGAACUAAAUCGAAAUCUGUCAGUGGACAUGGUAUUAAAAUGUCAUAUGUCUGGUCUCUUCUUAUUUCUAUACAAUAGCUUUGUAGAAAGCAUGAUUUUAUAUGA